This is a messenger RNA of Daphnia magna, 1882 nucleotides long. RefSeq names its product retinol dehydrogenase 12. Bases 43 to 960 code for a protein of 305 amino acids. The transcript has 8 exons. The record is from RefSeq and is a predicted model, not a curated record. Lineage: Eukaryota; Metazoa; Arthropoda; Branchiopoda; Diplostraca; Daphniidae.
CUUCAUUUCGUUGGGGAAUUCACGAACGCUUGCUGUACCAACAUGCCACGCUUCUUUCAAGGCCCUCGUUGCAAAAACACUUGCCACCUCGAUGGCAAGGUAGUUGUUAUUACAGGUGCAAAUACUGGCAUUGGCAAAGAGACUGCUCGUGAACUAAGCAAAAGAGGAGCUGAAGUGGUGCUCGCUUGCCGUGACUUGAACAAGGCCGCAGAAGCCGCAGAAGAGAUUUCCAAGGAAACUGGGAAUGUGGUGACUACCUUGAAAUUGGAUUUGGCUUCUAUGAAAUCUAUUCGGUCAGCAGCGGAAGAAUUGAUUGAGCGUCAUCCUGAAAUUCACAUCCUCAUCAACAAUGCCGGAAUUAUGACGUGCCCUCAAUGGAAAACGGACGAUGGUUUUGAGAUGCAAUUUGGAGUCAAUCAUUUAGGAUCUUUUCUAUGGACUCUUUUACUAUUAAACAACAUCAAACGAGCUGCACCUUCUCGAAUUGUCAAUCUAUCAUCUGUCGCGCAUACACGAGGAAAAAUGUAUUUCGACGAUUUAAUGUUGACGAAAAAUUACACUCCGAUACGGUCUUAUUGUCAAAGCAAGUUAGCCAAUGUCCUAUUUACGCAAGAACUGGCAAGACGAUUAGAAGGAAGUGGAGUCUCCGUCUUUGCCGUGCAUCCGGGUGCAGUCCAAACGGAAUUGGCACGACACAUCAACGAAUCGAUGAACGCUUGCGUGGAUGGCACUCUCCACUUUUUCGGUCGUUACUUUUUUAAAACGCCAGAAAUGGGAGCCCAAACUAGUGUUUAUUGCGCCACAGAGGAAUCUUUAACUGAGCUCAGCGGACAUUAUUUUAGUGACUGCGCCAAAACGAAACCAGCAAGUCAAGCCAACGAUAAAGAAGCAGCUGAACGCCUUUGGAAAAUGAGCGAAGAACUCGUUGGUUUCACUUGGGAACAGUCUAAUCAAAAAUAAGAAAAUUUUAUUUUGUUAAGUUUCAAUUAUUUGAAUUGUAAUAGUUAUAUAGUAUACAAUCAACAGUUUAAAAAUCAAAAGUCUUUCCCUUUUUUUUUUCAGGGCUCUAUAGUUUAUUAUACUAAGCCCGGCCUACAUUUUUCAUCUUCGCCCGUAAAUGAAACCGGUGGUUAGAUUACCGCAUUAACUAUAGGAUAAUAACGUUUACCAAUGGUAUCCGCUAUAGCUCCAUUCGGUACUAUGGUCACCGUUUACGCUUUGAUGAUUCAAAAUGAAAUUUUCAUUUUGAAUUGCAAUGUGUUAACAUGCUGUGGUUUUCUUCGAAAUGAAUUCAAAACGAGGGGCAUAUUUAUUCCUUGAAAAGCCAUAAAUUCAGAGUAAAAACGGUCGAGUUUCUGCAGCUUUCUCGCGUGCGACAUUUACACAAACAAUUUGUCAAACUUUCACCAGGUCUAUUGCGAUAACAGUUUACGUUUUGCCGCUUUUCGCUUGGUCCAUUCAUCGGUCGCCCGCUGAGAUAUCAUGACGACGAGAGAGCAAAAAGAGACACGAGUUUUUUAAAAUGAGUAAUGAGUACUUUUAUCGCAUUCUACCAUAUCGACCUCAAAAAUUUGUGAACCGUUCCGAUGAUUUAAUUUUACGGCAAUAGCAACUCUACCACAUGGACUUUUUUGUUUCAAUUCUCGAGAUACAACGCAGGUAUAGUUAACAGGUUCAAGCGUAAUUGUUUUAACUAGCGUUAUUUUAGGUAAUCAUUUAUUUUAUUUGAAAAUGAUCAGCAGCACUCACUGAUUACCACAUGCUUUUUUUUUCAAGCAACAUCAACUGUAACUGUGUUUUAUCUUAUAUCUUAAAGCUCAUCGUAUUAUCAUCUUAAUUAUAGUUUGUCCGCAUUCUUGAUCAUACAUUUUUUCUGUUAGCA